Messenger RNA from Porites lobata, 833 nucleotides. Lineage: Eukaryota; Metazoa; Cnidaria; Anthozoa; Scleractinia; Poritidae. The record is from the annotation of a GenBank genome assembly.
AGGAGAGUGUCAAAGCACGAGAAGCAGUACGUUCUGCUUUUGACGUAAUGGUGACAGAGAAGGGAGCACGCGUAGCAUUUUCGAAGUUGCUAUCAGAAGAGACCUUGAAUGCAAGGGCUCAAUCAAUGCGAGUUCCUGAUUGGGUGUUAGUAUUGCUUAAGCUGAAAUCCAGAAUCUCAGACAAAGGCUGGCAAGAUUUCACCAAUUUGACAAAACUUGGAAGAACAGGGGUAAGGUAUAGCUUAUUUUAUAUUCUUCAUUGUACUUGACCCUUUGGCUCACUAACAUUGCUCAGUUUUGUAAUUGGAAGUAACAAAUUAACCAAAUAAAUAUACAUUUAUCUUAUUUAGUUCUCAACAACUUUUUGUAUUAUUUUUGUUAAGUUAGCAUUUAACAAUGUAUCAGGGGAGAGGCCAGCACACCACACAUCUAUCUUAAGACCAAACUCUCUCUCGAUGGAUGAGCAGUUCCCCUUUCUUCUUUACCGAGAAAGGUCCAUAUCUGCCAUAAAGUGAGAUGCAGUUUACUACUUUUAGUGAAGGUAUUAUUGUUUUUUUACUUACGAAAAAAAAAAUGACGAGCAUGUAUUCCUGACCAAAAACAAGAUUGUAGCAUUGAAACAGGAGCAGUUUAAAGCGACUAGAAGAUUGGUUGGUCUUCAGAAGCUACCACCUGAUGUUCCAGGGUAUGAAGUGAAUCUUGCUAAUAUAAUCACUUGGGCCAUCCGGGAAAUGUGGCUACAUAGUUUUGCCUCCUCUGAAGUAGUCUCUAAUUUGAAGGCUGAUGGGCGCCCUUUCUUUGGUAAGCCACAAGUUGUUUUACGGUUUCCGCCG